UCCUCUCCCCUCGACUUUCUUUUUCUGCCCUUCUACCAAACAAAGCCUCAAACCAGAAAAUAUACCAACGUUCCUUUCUCCCUCCCAUCUUAUUAUAUAAAAAGAAAUUAUUGUUCACAUCAUGACAAGAGAGAUCACAUGCCUCCACAAGUAUAUAAUCGCAACCUCUCCGAGGAAAACAAAGAAGGUGUAUGCCAUUCCCAACAAGAAAAUGAACCGUUCCUUCUCUCCCUUGCUCCUCUCUCAUCCCUUUAUCCUCUUCUUCUUCUUCUCCACCUUCCAUGGUGUAGUAACUGGCAGCACCCUCAUCCAAAAAACUUGCAACGUCUCUGCGAAGACUGAUCCCAACCUACCCUCCGGCUUCUGCGUGACUUCCCUCCAAGCAGCUCCGGCCAGCGAGUGCGCGAGCCUGCGAGGACUAGGAAUGAUCUCGAUGAGACUAGCUGGAGACAAUGCGACCGACACGAGGUGCUACAUUACGAGGCUUUUGAAGAACCCAACGUUGAAUCCAUUUGCGAGGGGGUGCUUGGUAGACUGCCUUGAUUUGUAUUCUGAUGCAAUCCCUGACCUAGCAGAAGCCAUGAAAAGCUACAGGGCUGGGCGCUUUGAUGAUGCCAACAUUCAGGUGAGUGCAGUGAUGGAUGCCGCUUCCACUUGUGAGGAUGGAUUCAAGGAGAGAAGGGGUCUGGUGUCUCCAUUAACCAAGAGAAACAAUGACUUGUUUAAGUUGUCUGCAAUCACACUUUCUAUAAUGAAUUUGCUUCCCUGAUUUAUAUAAUUGUUGUAUGUAUAUAUAUAUAUAUAUAUAUCUUAUUAGCUAGUUGUAUGGUUCAUAAUUUAUGAUGCCUAUUUUUUUUUUUUUUAAAUUAAGAUCUUUGAUACAAUUGUAAUGUCCAUUAUUAUUGUGUUAUACACUGCCCAAGAAAUGGGUUGUUCUUCA
Molecule: messenger RNA, 940 nt
Organism: Malania oleifera
Lineage: Eukaryota; Viridiplantae; Streptophyta; Magnoliopsida; Santalales; Ximeniaceae
Product: putative invertase inhibitor
Exons: 1
Coding region: 122-769 (215 amino acids)
Molecular function (GO): enzyme inhibitor activity
Source: RefSeq, a predicted model, not a curated record